AACCACAGUGCAAGGCAGUACUACUAGUAAAGCCCUCAAUUGCCAGAUGAUCAUGGCCAUCCCAAAGGUUUUUCUCCUUGCCGUCGUCCUAGGCUGCAUCUGCCUGUGCAGCACUGUCCUAUCAGCUCGGGAGCUCGGCGACGCGGCCAUGGUGGAGCGGCACGAGCAGUGGAUGGCGCAGCACGGCCGUGUCUACAAGGAUGGCGCCGAGAAGGCGCGGCGGUUCGAGGCGUUCAGGAACAACGUCGUCUUCAUCGAGUCGUUCAACGCCGCCGGGAACCGCCGCAAGUUCUGGCUCGGCGUCAACCAGUUCACCGACCUUACCAACGACGAGUUCAGGGCGACCAAGACCAACAAGGGCUUCAUCAAACGGAAUGCUGCCGCCGUUAAUAAGGCGUCUCCAACUGGGACGUUCAGGUACAGCAAUGUCAGCGCCGAUGCACUUCCUGCCGCCGUCGAUUGGAGGGCCAAGGGCGCCGUCACUCCCAUAAAAAACCAAGGACAAUGUGGAUGCUGCUGGGCGUUCUCGGCCGUGGCUGCAACGGAAGGCAUCGUGCAGCUGAGCACGGGCAAGCUGGUCCCGCUGUCGGAGCAAGAGCUCGUCGACUGCGACGCCAACGGCGCGGACCACGGGUGCGAAGGCGGCGAGAUGGACGACGCCUUCGAGUUCAUCAUCAAGAACGGCGGCCUCACCAGCGAGACCAACUACCCAUACACGGCACAAGACGGGCAAUGCAAGGCCAAGAACACAAUCAACAGCGUUGCCACCAUUAAGGGCUACGAGGACGUGCCGGCCAACGACGAGGCUUCGCUCAUGAAAGCCGUGGCCGCGCAGCCGGUGUCGGUGGCCGUGGACGGAGGGGACAUGGUGUUCCAGCACUACGCUGGCGGCGUGUUGUCUGGGUCCUGUGGGACUAGCUUGGACCAUGGGAUCGUGGCUGUGGGGUAUGGAGCGGCGGACGAUGGGACUAAGUUUUGGUUGAUGAAGAACUCGUGGGGCACGACGUGGGGUGAGGACGGCUACAUCAGGAUGGAGAAGGAUGUUGCUGACGCCGGUGGUAUGUGUGGCUUGGCCAUGCAGCCUUCCUACCCCACCGAGUAGGACGACGACGGAUCCAAUUGUCGUAUAAAUACUUGUCUGCAGAUUAAUUAAAAUUCCGUUUUGAAAAUAACUAAAUGUUCAUUGCACAAUUAUCUGUAUUUUGUUUGUGUGGAUAUACUACUCCCUCCGAUCCAACUUUUCCA
Molecule: messenger RNA, 1245 nt
Organism: Brachypodium distachyon (stiff brome)
Lineage: Eukaryota; Viridiplantae; Streptophyta; Magnoliopsida; Poales; Poaceae
Product: senescence-specific cysteine protease SAG39
Exons: 2
Coding region: 47-1102 (351 amino acids)
Cellular component (GO): lysosome
Molecular function (GO): cysteine-type endopeptidase activity
Source: RefSeq, a predicted model, not a curated record